Molecule: messenger RNA, 3420 nt
Organism: Salvelinus sp. IW2-2015
Lineage: Eukaryota; Metazoa; Chordata; Actinopteri; Salmoniformes; Salmonidae
Product: kelch-like protein 20
Molecular function (GO): protein binding
Source: RefSeq, a predicted model, not a curated record
AAGUGCAACGUUAUAUACACACAAAAAAGACGUGGAAAGUGUAUAAUCCCCACAAACAUUUACUAAUUCUUGUGUUUUCCUGUGCAAUGCGCACAUCGGAACUAUGUGCUAGUAGAACACCAGCCAAUAAUCGUWCCGAGGGGGAACCUUGCGCUGAAAUACACAACAAUGCACAUUUCCUGUCGAUUGUAAUUUUAUGGAAUGUCUAAAGAAAGCGUAGCUUGUGAUUCUGCAAUGUAGCUUUUGAAAUAUUGGCGAUCUGUCACUUUGCUAGACGUUCGAAUGGAAAUAUAAGGUUGGCAAAAAGUUGUGGGACCAAAGGUUGUUUUUCUGUGCAUGGACGGAAAGCCAAUGCGCAGGGGUACAAGUGCACGCCCAGACAAUACCGGAAUGGACAUCACCGCACGCUGCACACUGGGUGACCCCAACAAGCUCCCAGAGGGUGUGCCCCAGCCGGCACGCAUGCCCUAUGUGUCGGACAAGCACCCUCGCCAGACGUUAGAGGUCAUCAAUCUGCUACGCAAGCACAGGGAACUGUGUGAUGUCGUGUUGGUGGUCGGCGCCAAAAAGAUAUAUGCCCACCGGGUGAUCCUGUCGGCCUGCAGCCCUUACUUCAGGGCCAUGUUCACAGGCGAGCUGGCUGAGAGUCGGCAGACUGAGGUUGUGAUCCGGGACAUUGACGAGCGGGCCAUGGAGCUUCUCAUUGACUUUGCCUACACCUCGCAGGUUACUGUAGAGGAGGGCAACGUGCAGACGCUGCUGCCCGCCGCUUGUCUGUUACAACUGGCCGAGAUUCAGGAGGCUUGCUGUGAGUUUCUCAAGCGUCAGUUGGACCCCUCCAAUUGCCUGGGUAUCCGUGCAUUUGCUGACACCCACUCCUGCCGCGAGCUGCUGCGGAUAGCUGACAAGUUUACACAGCACAACUUUCAAGAGGUGAUGGAGAGUGAGGAGUUCAUGCUGCUUCCAGCCAACCAGCUGAUAGACAUUAUCUCCAGCGAUGAACUGAAUGUGCGAAGUGAAGAGCAGGUUUUCAACGCAGUCAUGGCCUGGGUCAAAUACAGCAUUCAGGAGCGCCGGCCACAGCUGCCACAGGUGCUCCAGCACGUUCGUCUUCCUCUUCUGAGCCCUAAAUUUCUGGUGGGAACGGUGGGAUCAGACCCUCUCAUCAAAAGUGAUGAGGAGUGCAGAGACCUGGUUGAUGAGGCAAAGAACUACCUCCUCUUGCCCCAAGAGCGACCUCUAAUGCAAGGGCCAAGAACACGGCCCCGGAAGCCCAUCCGCUGUGGAGAAGUGCUGUUUGCAGUUGGAGGGUGGUGCAGUGGGGAUGCCAUUUCCAGUGUGGAGCGAUAUGACCCACAGACCAACGAGUGGCGCAUGGUGGCUUCCAUGAGUAAGAGGCGCUGUGGAGUGGGGGUCAGUGUCCUUGAUGAUCUUCUCUAUGCUGUCGGCGGCCAUGACGGGUCCUCAUAUCUCAACAGUGUGGAGAGGUAUGACCCCAAGACCAAUCAGUGGAGUAGUGAUGUGGCUCCCACCAGCACGUGCAGGACCAGUGUGGGUGUGGCUGUCCUGGGAGGGUAUCUGUACGCAGUAGGGGGCCAAGAUGGAGUAUCGUGUCUCAACAUUGUUGAAAGAUAUGACCCCAAGGAGAACAAAUGGACACGCGUGGCCUCGAUGAGCACCAGGCGCCUGGGUGUAGCCGUGGCUGUACUGGGGGGCUUCCUCUAUGCGGUGGGAGGCUCUGAUGGCACGUCCCCUCUCAAUACAGUGGAGAGGUACAAUCCGCAAGAGAACCGCUGGCACACCGUCUCUCCCAUGGGCACGGAGGAAACCGGCUGUGCAGUGUACCAGGAUAUGAUCUACUCUGUAGGCGGUCGUGACGACACCACCGAGCUGAGCAGCGCCGAGCGCUACAACCCCAGGACCAACCAGUGGUCACCUGUUGUAGCCAUGACUUCAAGGCGUAGUGGGGUUGGACUAGCGGUGGUAAAUGGUCAGUUAAUGGCCGUGGGUGGCUUUGACGGGACAACAUAUCUUAAAACAAUAGAGGUCUAUGAUCCUGACGCUAACACAUGGAGACUCUACGGUGGAAUGAACUACAGGCGACUUGGAGGAGGGGUUGGUGUUAUCAAAAUGACUCACUGUGAAUCCCACAUAUGGUAACGCCACCCGUUUAAAGGCCUCACCGUCGCUUGUGCCUCUGAAAGAAACAUUGUUUAUCAUGCAAGGAAGGAAGACUAUAUUAACUUUAACUUAUCCACAGCCGUGUAAUUGGCAAGCCAAGGAAAAGUCUUGAGUGACUACAAGAUGUGUCAACUCUGGAAGGCUUCUCAUCUAGUAGUCUAUGGUUCAUCUCUCCAUUCUGUAAUUCCUGUAUUAUGACUUGACACGCCAAGCCAGCCAAGGCCAAGAGGAACCAACUGAAUUGGCCUGCAUCAAUCACAUGAGGAACUAUUAUUUAUGACAUCACUGCGGCAAACUCUUAAUUUCCCCCUUUUCUGUUACUGAAAUGCAAUGAUGCAGCUGCACUUUAGGAUACAGUUCAGACUUUUGCUGUGUGACCUGUUAUACUAUACCAACAUUGAGUUUACAUUUAAAUAUUAAAUGGGGCAUGACGAAGAAUCGUCAAAUAGAGCUGAUGUUUAACUGAAAAUGUAGGAUGUGGUCGCAUUAUUUCUCCUGAUCUUGAUUGUGAAUAGUUGAACUUGUUAGGCAGUUGUUUAAAUCUCCUCUAAAUUGAAUGCACUGUGAUUAUAAUUAUUUUAGAAUAUGUUAUUUUUUGGCUGUUUUUAUUGGAGGUAGACACUGAGCAUAACCUGGAGUUCUAUAUUCACAACUGGGGGUCAAUUGUUGGUCGACUAAGAUGUUAGCACUGUGCUGCUUACACAAUAUUACACUGAGUAUACCAAGUAUUAGGAACACCUUCCUAAUAAUGAGUUGCACCCCCCAUACCAUGUUUGAAGGCACUUAAAUGUUUUAUCUUUUCCACCCUCUGAAUGGCACACAUACACUAACCAUUUCUCACAUCUUAAAAAUCCUGUUUCCCCCCCCCCCCCAUCUACACUGAUUGAAGUGGAUUUAACAAGUGACAUCAAUAAGAGCCUUCACCUGGAUUCACCUGGUCAGUAUGUAAAGGAAUGAGCAGGUGUUCUUAAUGUUUUAUAUACUCAGUGUAUAUAACUGUUUCAUACAAGAUUGUUAUUGCCCAUUUAAGGCUGGAUAACAGUUGAUAUUAUUUUAGGAGCAACUCCUUGACACAUCGCUUGUGCGUUUAACAUUAUAUGACACAUUUCUGAGACAGUCUUGCACUUUAAUCUAUUAUAGAUUAUUCUUGAGGAAUGAGUUGCAUUGUCGUUAAUCUAAAACGCAGUUACAAAGGAAUAAUAAACCGGUUGAUGUAUUAUGCAUUUUAACCUAUUAUUU